AUCUUAUCGGUGGGGCGAAUCUUGUCGACACCCGUUUGUUUAUCUGCAGACACGCAGAUUUUUCGCAAUCUAAGUCCUAAAUUGACAAACGCACAGUAACGUUUCACACGGCAAAAUGGGUGACACGGCAAAACCGAUCGUAAAAGUUCUGAACGAGCAGACAACAGCCAGCAAAAGUGUGAUCAAAGCUACGGACUUGGCCAAAAAGCUACAGAAGACUAUGCUCAGUAUAAAGGGAGAGUGCAUAGGAGAGGACCGAGGGAUAGACUAUGACAAACUGAAGAACAGUGGGGCAUACAAAGAAUACAAGUCGGAAACUCUACAGCUACAGACUGUCAGUCUGGAUGAACUCAGUGAGAACGAGAGGAAAGCCUUCUUUAUCAACCUGUACAAUGCCCUGACCAUCCAUGGCCUGGCUGAACAAAAGACCCUCCCAAGCUCCGUCCUUGACAUUCAACAGUUCUGGAAAACCACCGCCUACAAGGUCGGGGGUCUGGUCUACAGCCUUGAUGAUAUGGAGCAUGGUGUUCUUAGGGGAAACAAAAGCCACCCAGCCUCCACCAAACCUCAGUUCUCGGAGGGGGACCCUCGAAUCAAAUAUGCCGUAAAAAAACUGGAUCCCAGGAUUCACUUUGCUCUUGUCUGUGGUGCUGUGUCCUGUCCGGCCAUCAAUGUUUACACUGCUGACAACCUGGAUAAGGCCCUUGACUCGGCUACUCGCAAUUUCUGUAAACAGGAAGUGUCCAUGUUUACAGAGGUCGAUGAAAUUUGGAUGUCUAAGAUCUUCCUGUGGUAUCGAGACGACUUCGGAGGAAAUGAUGUGGAUGUCAUUGAAUGGAUCAUGCCAUAUUUGGAAAAGGACAUACAGGAUAGGGCAGUUGUUCUCUUGUUCAAAAUCAAAAACGUUGGUAAAGUAGACAUUAAAUACAAUGAGUAUGAUUGGCGGCUGAACAAGCUGGGAGUCACGCCCAUAAUUUUGUGAUGGACAAAGGACACACCCACUUUGGUAAAGCUGAGAGCAGUGCACUGCUAGUCUUUCCAUUGUACCUCAGAGAGAUAUUUAUAUUUUUCUUUUCAGAUUGUUUCUGAUUGACCAAGUUAUACAUGUAUGACAUCAAGCACUAUUUCUUUUUCACAAUAUAAGCAUAAUAGGAAGACAAAUUGUCUUACCAUUAAUUAUCUAAAAAAGGAGUGUUCCUGUUUAUGUCAUAAAUCACACACUUGACGUUACAAAAGGCAUUCCUUAUACAGGAUGGAUCAAUGUGGUCCCAGAGAUACUGUGAUACACCUUAUUUCUGAUACAUUUGCUGUUAACAUGGAUAUUUUCAUAUCACUGAAUACUGUAGAUUCCUUAUUUUACGCAAGUACUUAAGUUAGCAAUUCCCCUGUUUUGUAUCAAUUCGCAAGAAUAUAUAUAAAAAUCGCGAACAUUGAAUUUUUAUACUAAUUUUUUAUAGUUCCCAGCUCUCAGAAAAUAAAGGCGAGAUUUUAAAAUCUGCGAAGGGUGCUUCUAUUGAUUUUACGCGGAUAUUAAUUCCUCUCGUUUCAUUAGGAAUUUACAGGAUGUGUUGUAAAUUAUGCAAAUCCUGAAUAUGCAUUGUGUUAUUUCUGCAAUUUAAAUUAGUUUUUUGCAGAAAGAAUAUGUUUAUAAAAUAAAUCCUUUUUCUUUUGUGAAUUGCCUGCUUUCAUGUAGAAGUUUCUUUGUUUACUGUCGUCUUAAUUAAAUGAGAGAAGAACCCUGCAUGUGUGGAUCCAGAGAAUUUCCUGGGGUAGAAGUGGGUUGAGCUAUAACUUGUUUGCCGGGGAAAUCAGAGCCUUAUUUUGGGGUUAUAACUUGUCAGAACCUUAUUUUGGGUUAUUAUGUCAUGUGAAUUUAACAAGUUUAAAAGUUUAAUUUUUUUUUUUUUUUUUGGGGGGGGGGGGGGGGGUAGGUAGGGGGGUCCUGCUGACCAUCCUACCCACCCAACCCCUCCCAGAUCCACCCUUGGGGUAUUUUGGUAUUUUUUUGUUUGUCUUUCUGUGUUAGAUAAAUACAGCUGUCAUAUUGUCUUCCUUUUGUCAAGUCUGGUAGUUGCAUACUUAACACUGUCUCAUUUUGAACUGCUCACAGAAUUUCCACAGACAUGCAGCUUCAUGUAGAUAGGGCAUGUACACUUUAUCAAGACUAACCAGGGAAAGAACUCUUGCCAAGACAAGAAAGUGCUAUUGUGAGCUUGUGCCAUGUUCAUACUUUUUCUCUUCUUCUUUAUACUUUGAUAACUUGAAACAUUAAAUGUAGAAAAUUUAUACUAAUACAUACCUGACUUCUGUAAGUAUUCCUGGGUACUCAAUUAAUAAAGUAAAGGUGGUGACCAGGUUCAUGUAAUGCACCUUUCCUAAAGUUACAUUUGUAUACAAUGCUUGAUGUUUUAUAGCCAAUCAAAAGGUCCAUUACAAACAGAAUUGAAUAAUGACCAAUCAAAUGUCAGUAAAUGUCAUAGGUCAGUAUAACUGUAACAAACACAAAAUCUAGAUAUGCAUUAUGACGGUGAACAUCACUCGGUUUUAUGUAAAAUUUAAGAAGUGUCACUUGGAAAUGAAAAAAGAGAGUCGGUCUCUUUAGUUGUACAAUAUCCAGAAAUAUUUACAAAGUGAUUAUACAUUAAAAAAAUCUAUCUGAAUUAUCAUAUUUUCUCCUUUGGUUAUAUUUUUGUUCAAAUCUCUAAUGCAUGUUUGUCUUCAUUUAAGUGAUAGCAUAUUUUAUAAUUAUAUUUAUUUCACUAUUAAUAACAAUGUAAAUCAUCAUUAAUUUAGAGUACAAAUUUGGAUUAACAAUGCAGUAUUUCAGUUGGGGUUUUAUUUUAAUAUUUAAUACCUGGUAUAUGUUACAAGCAUUCUUUUGCUCCAAGAAAAUGGAGAAAUUUUAUAGAAAAAAAUUGUUUGGUAAAAAUCAACUCGCUUCAAUGUCAUUUAAUUACAUGUAUAUGCAAAUAUUAAUACUAUUACAAUUGUACUUUUGUUUAUUGUAUAAUACAGUUAUAUUAUAAUAUUUACUCUUAUUGGUAUGUUUGUUUUUGCUUGCUUAUUUAUAUCUAUUUAAUGGGGAACCAAUGUAGAUACGUGUAAUUAAAAAUAAAUUGUUAUUUUUAUUGUUAAUUAAUGAUAAUUAUUAAGUUCUGUGAUUAUUGUUACUGAUUUUGAAAGUUUAUAGAAUAUGUAAUUUACAUGCUUGUGUAUGUAGAUUGUAGCAUCGGAGCACGUAGUACAUAGUAUAUAGUUAGAUACAGGUUUGUGGGUGAAAUUUUUGUUACUGUUAACGAAUAUAGCUUUUAGAUGGGAAAAAGAUGGGAUUUAAAUACCGUUAUUUAGAAACUAUAAUUUGAUUUCAUUGAAACUUCAGUUGAUUCAUAAAACAAUUAUUUGAUAGAUGAAAGAUAAAACAAAUAAUAUUAAUUUUUUAAUGUGAAUUUUCUUUGUGUAUAAAAUUUUCAUCUUUCAUAAGCACACACCAAGAUCGAGUUUGAGACCAAAAGUACUUAAGUUUAAAAUCAAAAGUAGGCCAUAUUUUUAGAGUUCUUGCUUAAAUUACAAGAACCUACAAUGGUGUAUUGGUGAAGAAGAAAUUAAUAUUUACACCAUUUAUUUACCUUCCACAAGUGUUCUACAGGAUUUGCAAUAUAUUGUUCGUGUUUGGAAUUUCUUGUUGAAAUUUUUUUUUCACAUGUAUUAAAAGUUGAGUAGAUAGAGAUUUAUGGUGUAGGUAGAACAUAUAUUGUAAUCUUUGAAAUCUUAAUUAAGAAUUGCCUAUAUUUACAGUGUUAAAGAAAGGACGUACAAUAAAGCAGGGAAAAUUUUGUAACAUAUUGUCAACAUCGCCCCUUUGAUUUUUGACAUUUUAAUUGGCUUCAUGAUGACGUAACAUCACUGGUACAGGUACAUGCAAAUAAAAGACAUUUAUAUUUCUCUGUUUGUGCUUGUUUUAUUUUUCUAUUUGUAAUAAUUUAUUUAAUACAGUUUAUUUUUGUUGAAUAUCUUGUUGAUAUAAAAUAGUCCCUUAUUUUAUUGUUAUAUCUUUUGUAAUAUAGAAAAUUAGUCAUCAGUUCAUUGUGUGACAUACUUGUCAAAUCAUCAUUCAAACAGGUUUUUUUAAGGAUUUAAUGGCAAAAUUUCAUGCCAUCUUUUGAUAAUGAAAGUGUUCUAUACAUAGUACUAUAGAAACAAUGUUAAAAAAAAAGUCUAGCUUAAAAGCUGUUAUGAUCAAAGUAUGUAGCAUAUUAAUCUAAAUAUGUAUUGACUUUUUAAAGUAUAUAAACAAUUGUAUAUUACAUGUAGUAACCAUUCUAGAAGCAAAGUGGAAUUAUAUAUCUUUUAUUUAUACAUUUAUUAAAAUUUGGAAUGCACGAAAAAUGUGUUUAUAAUUUUGUUGUUGUUAAAAACAUAGAAUCAGACUGAAAGUAAAUGUAUAUUUAAAUCCA
Molecule: messenger RNA, 4454 nt
Organism: Magallana angulata
Lineage: Eukaryota; Metazoa; Mollusca; Bivalvia; Ostreida; Ostreidae
Exons: 6
Coding region: 116-982 (288 amino acids)
Source: RefSeq, a predicted model, not a curated record